Neocloeon triangulifer is the source of this 2231-nucleotide messenger RNA. RefSeq names its product methyl-CpG-binding domain protein 3 (gene MBD-like). Bases 1128 to 1940 code for a protein of 270 amino acids. The transcript is spliced from 6 exons. Lineage: Eukaryota; Metazoa; Arthropoda; Insecta; Ephemeroptera; Baetidae. Gene Ontology annotation, molecular function: DNA binding. The record is from RefSeq and is a predicted model, not a curated record.
UAACUUUGCAAUGUAUUUUUUGAUGACCUAGUUAUGUAACCCAAAUAUUUUUAGAACUCUUUUUGUGUUGGAAAUGCUUGGCCAUGACCCUGAAAUCUUUAUUGAUUUUAUUAGAAAUGUAAUUUAAAUAAUUUAUUGCAUCUUUUAAUCGACUUGAAAUUUGUGUGCAGUAUGAUUUUACGUUACGUAUGAAAGUAAAAAUUUAUUAAAUUUGAAUUAAAUUAUUAAUUUUUUAAUGCAGCUGUACUUAUACAUCAUGCCAUUGUAUUUUGACGUCUUUGAUCCACUUAAGUUCUCAAUUUUAUGCUGCAUAAUAUUAUUUAUUUGAAAAACUUUAGCUCUAUUAUAAGAAGAAUAAAAAAAUGCAUCUGCAAGUGAUCAGUUUUUUCAAUAAAAUACCUUUGGAAAAUAAAAUGUCUUGGCUGACAGACAAAAGGGUCGGUGAGAAAUCUGGUUCCGUCUCUGGUUACGCGAACAGACUGAACGCUAAAACUGGAGUAUAGCCAUUCAGUACAAAUUCUCGCUCCACUUGUCCACUUCAGGAUUAAAUUAAAUUAUAUUUACGCCAUUGCGCUGAGGGUAUUAUGGAGACGCAAAACGCUAUAAUUCUCAAUUUUAUAAAGAGUUACAAAACCUAUACACACCAUAGCCAAUAAUAUGCAUGACUGAUACAUGAUACAUAAUGCUUUUUUAUAAACAAAAAACAAAUUACGUUGGAUUUAAAACUUACGUACAUAGAAAUUAUGUAAAAUAUUUUGCUUUCGCUGAAGUUUUGUGUGGUCCUCUCAAUCUAACCCAAGUUCACGUGAGAAUUGCCUGAUCACUUGAUCAAAAUCACGCAAGUUGCAUGUGCCCGGAUGUGGGCGAAAUUUGAGAAAAUUGCAUACACGUAUGAGCGUAAAAAGGUGUUUUUUUUUCGGUGUGCGUAUCCUUAAAAUUAUAUAAUGAAUUUACUGUUUUUAAGCAAUUGCCAAGAGGUAUUACCUUAGGUUUCAAGAUAACUGCGGUUUCUUCUGAAUGAGACGGAGGCGUUCGAAGGACUGAUUGACCGUCUGGAGGCUGCCGACAGUGCCGACAAGGUCAACGGAGGUCAAAAUUUAGGCACAGGAAAAUUUUAUGCGCAUACCAUGUCAGUUGAGAGAAAAAAGUACGAUUGUCCCGCACUUCCCAAGGGUUGGCAAAGAGAAGAGGUGAUAAGAAAAUCGGGUCUUUCCGCUGGAAAAGUUGAUGUCUAUUAUUAUAGUCCAAGUGGGAAAAAAUUCAGAAGCAAGCCGCAAUUGGCACGAUACAUUGGGGAUGGACUAGAUCUGGCGACCUUUGACUUUCGUACUGGAAAAAUUAACACCAUGCUGAGCAGGAAAUCUAGCAAGAAACACAAGAGCGGAACGCCCUAUGACUUUAGCAGUGCUCCUUAUGAUCAAUCGGGCGGAGCACGCCGCGAGGCGUUGCAAACUCAAAACAGGGGAGUGAGAAGCGAUUCUUCCUUGGUUCCACCUAUCCGUCAGACAGCAUCUAUUUUCAAGCAGCCCGUCUCUUUGUACAAAAAUCAAGAGGGAAAAGUUAAGUCCGAUUUCAAGCAUGGACCACAGGAAAAACCAAAACAACUUUUUUGGGAAAAACGACUGGAAGGUCUGAAGGCGUGCGACAUCGACGGCAACGAAUUCAGCUCCAUGGAGUUGCCCCGAGGCUUAAAACCGGUUGGGCCCUACGUUGCUGAUGAGACGAUCCUGCAGUCUGUUGCCACUGCGCUUCAUGUCUCAGUGCAGCCAAUUACUGGUCAAAUCGGAUCCCGUUCUGCCCUGGAGAGAAAUCCAGGUGUUUUUCUGAACCCAGAGCAACCUUUGGUCCAGGCUGUAUCAGUUGCCGAGGACGACAUUAAGCGUCAAGAGGAACGAGUGCUUGGGGCCAGGAAGAAGUUGGAGGAGGCUCUUCGUGUAUAAAUGUUAAAAGUUUUGACUCUUUGAGCGGACUGGACUUCAGCACAUUGUUUGGUGGCGUUUGCAUUUUCACAUUUUCCUUUCUGCACUGGAAAAUUCAGACUGCAUUUGGACCUUCCCCAAAAAAAGUGCCCCUCUCCAUAAAUUUUUCCUGAAAGUGAAUAAUUAAUUUUAUAUUUCUCUGCGUGUGCAUUUUUAAAACUUUUCAUUCUGUUUUUAAAUGUCCAAGUAAGGCAAAAUUAAUUGUCAUUAAUUUACAUUAAGUGGUUUAGUAAAAUAAAAUGUUUCACAAGA